This is a messenger RNA of Salmo salar (Atlantic salmon), 1191 nucleotides long. It is a transcript of the gene msmp1, whose product is annotated as microseminoprotein, prostate associated 1. Gene Ontology annotation, cellular component: cytoplasm. NCBI's taxonomy places the organism in Eukaryota, Metazoa, Chordata, Actinopteri, Salmoniformes, Salmonidae. The record is from RefSeq and is a predicted model, not a curated record.
GCUCGUUAAGUGACGUCACGAGAGGAGCCGUGAUACUGGUUGAGUCAUGGUGUUGCCAUGCUCGCUAAGAGGUCAUGCCCACUGGAGCGAAGAGGUGCUGAUCUCCAGAUUGCCAAGGCGGUGCCAAGACACAGACUUUUCCUCAUGCCCCCCCAAACCCAACCCUGUGACACCCCACAUGCCCCACACCCCUGUGUCGACCCUGGUCGGUCCUCGUGAUGGAGCUAACUAACCCCACCUCCACCCUGUACGCUGCGGUCGUAAAGAUGUUGGGGUAUAAAUCGAGGUGGAAGAGAUGAAUCAGAAAACUCUGAGAACUAGAAUCUAGAACUAUAAAACGAGAACUCGAACAUGAAGAACAUGGUGAUGAUGGACUCCAUUGUUGGGAGAAACUGGCCACUGACCUUCCUGGCUGGGACACUGCUCUGGACCAGCUGCCUUGCGGCUCCUAUGCAGUGCCACUUCAACUCCAAAGCGCUGUGUGUGUACGAGGGGAGACACUACUCUCUGGGGGAGUCCUGGAUGGAGGACGGCUGUCUGCAGUGUACCUGUCUGCACCCUGUCGGCGUCGGCUGCUGCGAGACGGUGCAUCACCCGGUGGACUUCCCAGGGUGGUGCGAGGUUCGGGUGGACACUCUGACCUGUAAGAUGACCCUCGUUCAGAGCGCUGACCCCCGCCUGCCCUGCAGACCCGGGAAUGGACACUACCAAGACCCCAGCCAUGGCUCACUGGAACACUACUUGCAGCUAGCGGAGUAGACAGGGGCGGAAUCACAGUCGGACAGUGGAGGCUGGUGGAGGGAGAAAUCGAAGAACGGGCUCAUUUAAUUCCAGCCAUUACAAGGAGCCUGUUCUCCGAUUUAAAGUGGCACCAUCCUCCACUGAAGUCGGACGAUCACCUCCCUCCACCCGUCUGUCUGUGUACUUCAAACGCUCCAUUCUCACAUGUUGCAGACCCGUAAUUUGUUAACAUUUGAACCUCAUGAAUAUUACAAUAUACUGUACCAUAAGCAGAAAAGUAUACUCAGUUGGAAUGCAGAGGUGAGCCCACAUAAUGUAAUCCCACAUUUAUGGCACCCUGUAAUGCUCUACUGUAAAUAUCAACUCUUAUAGUAAUAUAUAACAAUUCUUGUCGUAUUUGUUCUGUAUUGCAGUUAUAUUCAGUUAUCCUCUAAAUAAAAUUCUCAUUCA